Molecule: messenger RNA, 438 nt
Organism: Brassica oleracea var. oleracea
Lineage: Eukaryota; Viridiplantae; Streptophyta; Magnoliopsida; Brassicales; Brassicaceae
Product: elicitor peptide 3-like
Exons: 1
Coding region: 58-345 (95 amino acids)
Biological process (GO): innate immune response
Source: RefSeq, a predicted model, not a curated record
CAAUAUCUCUCUCUCAAAGAACAUUAACAAGAGAAUUUUCUUUUCAAGAAAUCAACAAUGCAGAAUCUGAGAAAUGGCGAAAAAGGCGACUCUCAUUGGAUCCAAUUUAUGUUAUUUGUUCAAUUUUCAAUAACAACUCUUCUCUUGAAGUGUCUUGGUCUCGAAAGGUCUUCAUCCUCAUCUUCUAGCUCUUCCGUGUCAUCUCACGGCGAGGAAGAAGACGGUAUCGAGAUGAAAGAGGAUGAAGAUGAUAUGACCGUUGAAACCACAGAGCGGAGGUUGCAGAAGAGUAAGCCUAAGCCUAAGCCUAAGCCAAGCCCAGGAAAAGGAGGCAAAAUCAACUAGGAUUCAUAUAAACAUAUACGUGUAUACUAUAGUCUAUACUUUAAAUAUACAAACGCACACACAUAUACGGAAUAAGUAAAUGCAAAUGCAAUA